Molecule: messenger RNA, 2270 nt
Organism: Zonotrichia leucophrys gambelii
Lineage: Eukaryota; Metazoa; Chordata; Aves; Passeriformes; Passerellidae
Product: myosin heavy chain, embryonic smooth muscle isoform-like
Exons: 11
Coding region: 80-1555 (491 amino acids)
Cellular component (GO): myosin complex
Source: RefSeq, a predicted model, not a curated record
CACUAUCGGAUGUCACACGCGGUGUCACUGCCGGUGCCACACGGCCGGGGCUCGGCAGCGACAGGAGAGCGACAGAACCAUGAGGGACACGGGGGACAGCGGGGGACAGCGGCUGGCACAGGCUCAGCACCGGCGCGACCUGGAGGCGGAGCUACGUGACCUCAGCAGCCAGGUGGCGGCGCUGGGGCGGAGCCUGGCGGCGGAACGUGGGCGGAGCCUGAUGGAGGGCGGGGCCCUGCGGGCACUGGAGAUCGCGGUGGGCGGAGCCAAGGCUCGGGUGGGCGGAGCCUGCCGGGCUCUGGACCGGGCCAAAGAGCGGCUGCGGCUGCAGCAGGAGGCGGGGCAGGUGCUGUGGGCGGAGCUGGAGGCUGCUCGCGCUGCCAAAGUGGGGGCGGAGCUCCGGGCUCAGGAGGCGGAGUCUCAGUGCCGGGCCCGGGGGGCGGAGCUGGAGCGGCUGCGACAGGCAGUGCAGGCAGCCCAGCGUUCCCGGCGCCGGGCGGAGCAGGAGCGUGACCAGGUGUCGGCCAAGGUUGGCCACGCCCCCCCGCCCAGCGCCCCCAGCGGUGACCCCGCGGCGCUGCAGGCGGCGCUGGAGGAGCUGCGGGAGCACAACCGGGAGCUGCGGGAGCGGCUGCGGGAGCGGCUGGGACAGGUGGAGGAGCUGCGCCGGGCUCUGGCGGCCGCGGGCUCGCGGGCUCAGGACGCGCAGGUGGCGCGGGCCCGGCUGGCGCAGGAGCAGCGGCGGCUCCGGGAGCGGCUGCGGGACCCCCCCGGGACCCCCGGAACCACCGGGACCCCCGGAACCACCGGGAUCCCCGAGACCUUUGGGACCCCCGGAACCACCGGGACCCCCGAGACCUUUGGGACCAUCGAGACCCUCGGGACCUCUGAGACCAUCCGGACCACUGGAACCAUCGAGACCCCCGGGACCCUCGGGAUCAUCGAGACUUUCGAGACCAUUGAGACCCUCGGGAUCACCGGGACCAUCGGGAGCCUCGGGACCCUCGGUGUCCUCGGUGUCCUCGGUGGCCCCGGGGGUCCCGGGGGUCCCGGGGGUCCCGGGGGUCCCGAGCUCGCCCUGCGCGCCCGCUGCGCGCACCUGCAGGAGCUGCUGCGGAGAGAGGCGGGGGCGCGGGUGGCGCUGUCGCGCUGUGCCCGUGUCACCGGGCGCCGCCUGCGGCUCUUGGCGGCCGAGGCCGAGGAGCAGCGGCUGCGGGGGGAGCGGUACCGGGAGCAGGCCCGUGCCGCGGACGCCGCUGCCCACCUGGUGGCCCGGCAGGUGGCCCUGGUGGCCGCGGGCACCGCGCGGGCGCUGGCCCAGGGCCGCCUCCUGCGCCGCGAGCUCGAGGACGUCGGGGACGGCGCCGCUGCCACCGCCCGGCUCAGGGCACGGCUGCGGGCACGGCUCAGGUGUGACCCCAUGAACCUGUCCCGCACGGUGCGGCGGAUGCUGCGCGACAGCGACAGCGACAGCGACAGCGGCGACAGCGGCGACAGCGGCGACAGCGGCCACGCCCACCCUGACCCCGCCCCCAGCGCUGGGGACACGCCCUGAACCCCCCGACCCCAAAAACCGCCCCAAAACCGCGACCCCAAACUCCCUGAACCCCAAAACCCCGACCUUGACUCCAAACCGCACCCCAAAACCCAGCGGAAUUGCGGCGGGGGUCCCCAAAACCGGGGGGGGGACCCCAAAAACGGGGACGGGAACCCAAAACCCGAAGGGGACUCCAAAACUCGGGGGAGACCCUAAAACCUGGAGGACUCUAAAAACGGGAGGAACCCCAAAACGGGAGGGAGGGACCCCAAAAGCAAUUCUGUGUAUAUUUUUUGGGUGAAAUCCCCCAAAAUCUGCUGGGACACCCCAAACCCGUCUUUACCCUCAUUAUGAUGCUGAAACACCCCCCAAAACCACCCAGGUUCUGUCCAACCCCCCUCAAUCUGCUCGGGGGGGGGGUGGGCAAGACCCUUUUAAUCCUAUUUUGGGGGGUGAAAUCCCCCCAAACCCCCAAAAACCCCUAAAGCCCCCUAAAAUCCCCCAAAAUUUGGGGGAACCCCAAAACUGUCUUUAUUCUUAUUGUGGGGGCUGAACCCCCAAUAAAACCCCCACAACUUCUCCAAUUCCUCCACAAUCUGUUCGAGGGGGUGGGAAAGACCCCUUUAAUCCCAUUUUGGGGGCUGAAAUCCCCAAAAAGCCCCACAACCCCCCAAAAUCCGCUGGGAUACCCCAAAACUGCCUCACCCUCAUUGUGGGGGCUGAAAUUCCUCAA